UGCGAGUGUGAGGGAAGUGAAAGGAAUAGCGCUAAUCCGACCGACUCGAACUUGAGACGGGGUGCGACUUAAACGCGCGCGGGAGGGAGCCAUAUCUUCAUCAGAGAAAACAGAGAGAAAGCGACGAUUAUUUGCGGGAAGGCGCCGUGGAAUUGGAUCACCAGUGAAAUAGUGUUUUGAAAGAGGAGAAAGCCAUGGGAAAUGUUUCGAGUGUUCUUUGGUAUGUCAUGACGAUUCUCUGUGCUUGUGGUAGUUUGAUUUUUCUGUGGUAGUUCGACUCGGGAGAGACGGAAAAUAGAGAGUUUUCCUCUCGUUAGUGAGAAAUAGAGGUAUUUGAUAUUUCACUCAGAUAAAGUAGAAGAAACUCAAGUGGGUUCCAGCACUUUCAAGACACGGAAACUCAGCUGGAACGCCACUGGGAAAUUAUGCUCGAACGCAACAACAACAACGCCAUAAGAUGGUACCCUUCGCGCCCCGGCCACUAGCAUUGCCAUCAAGAUGGUCUCGACUUUUUACCAGGGCGGCGGGAACGUAACGAAGGACGAAGAUGCUUCUGGAGGAGGCGACGACGAAGGUGCUGGCGCCUCCUCUUCCUCCAACCCCUCCGGAGGGCCAGGGCAGCCACAGGGCCUGGACGCGGAUCUGACGGCGCUCGCAGGACGCGACGUGAACGUCCAGGCGGCGCUGAUGGGGAUGAAGGAGAUCAUAUACACCUCUCUGGUGCCCCCUGACGCCACGGCGUCCUUCGCUUACACAGCCUCGCCCAACGACACCUUCGGCCCGACGCUGGUCGUGGGUGACGGAGGCGCCGUAGGAGGGGUUGAGGAGGAUUGGGUCGUGGGCGUGAAUUUGGGCGUGGAACCUGCUUGGGUGGCCAUACUUGUGCUGGUCCUGAAGGGGCUGGUUAUGUUCGCUGUCAUAGUCGCUUCCGUCCUCGGGAAUCUGCUGGUUAUCGUCUCUGUCGCCAGGUACCACAAACUGCGAGUGAUCACCAACUACUUCGUGGUGUCGAUGGCGCUGGCCGACAUGUUGGUAGCGCUGAUGGCUAUGGUCUUCAACGCAUCUGUACAGCUGACCAACACCUGGCUCUUCGGCCCGCUCAUGUGCGACCUGUGGAACUCCAUGGAUGUCUACUUCUCCACGGUUUCUAUUCUACACCUGUGUUGCAUAUCCAUAGACAGGUACACGGCCAUAGUGCAGCCACUGGACUACACGCUGAGGAUGACAGUCAGCACUGUCACUCUCAUGUUAGCCAUAGCCUGGAUAUCGCCAGUGUUCAUUUCCGUCCUCCCCAUUUUCCUUGGAUGGUACACAACGCAGAAACAGCUGGACCUCAUGGCGUCGACGCCGGGCCUGUGCGAGUUCAAGGUGAACUUGGCGUAUGCCCUGGUCUCGUCCAGCAUGUCCUUCUGGAUUCCAGGAAUCAUCAUGCUCGUCAUGUACUUCAGAAUCUACAGAGAGGCUGAUCGCCAGGAGAUGAUGGUAUUCAGGUCGACAGUGGCCGCCCUUCUCCUCAACAAACAUCUUCACAUCAACGGCAUGACGAGGGGCAGCGUCAAGAUCACCGACGAUGCCCCCAGCAACGCCAGCCGGGGACACAGCGGCGGGGGCGGGGGCGUAGGCGGUGGCGUGGCCGUAUGUGGUGGGGGUCCCACCAAGGAUGCGACCACCAACGGCACCACCACCAGUUUCGACAACCUCAACAUUACCGAGUCCUGCCUCGACCAACCUCCUGAAGGAGUCGCUGGAGGUGUAGGAGGAGUAGGGGUAGGAGGAGGAGGAGGAGGAGGAGGAGGGGGAGGGAGGGCCAUGGACAUCCCGAACAGCGACGAGUCGACGCCCACGCCCUCGCCGGGGAGCACGCCCAUCGGGAAGCACGGCAAGAGCGCCAUGGGCGUGAAAAGGCGGUUUCUCGGAGUGGGCGUGAGGAAGAGUUCCGCGGGCGUGGGGCCAGACGCCAUCAUGAGCGUCAGCGAGGUGGGUGAGGCGAAGAAGAAGCAGUCUUCGCUUCACAAGAUGAAGAGGGAGAGAAAGGCUGCCAAGACCUUGGGAAUCAUCGUUUCCGUGUUCCUCUUAUGUUGGCUGCCCUUUUUCACUUGGUACCUGGUGUCUGCCUUGUGUGGGGACGCAUGCGCUGUGCCCGAUACCCUGGUCACUAUCCUCUUCUGGAUAGGAUACUUCAACUCGACCCUGAACCCGGUCAUCUACGCCUACUUCAACCGCGACUUCAGGAAAGCCUUCCGGAAGACUCUCAAGCACUACGGCCUGGACUGCGCCCGCUGCAGGAAGUGUUCCAGAGGGUGCUGCGGCCAGGGGCGUCGUCUGGUGCGGUGCGUGGGCGGCGGCCAUGACACGCCCUCGUCAGAAAUCCAGCCCAGGUCGGCUCUGAGCUCCGAGUACUGUCACAUCGAGAUGACCACCGUCGAUAAGGUGGCCAGGAUUGGCACCGAUCGUUAGGUGGCCUUUUUUUUUUUUUUUUUUUUUUUUUUUUUUUUUUUGAAUAAAGUCGUUUUCGAUCCUGAAGGUUGUGGACGUUUGAGUGGAAUAGGUAAAUAAAGUAGCAAAUCAGUUCAAAACAGAAAGAAAACCGGUAAAAUAGGAGAUAAGUUAAAAACAAUACAAAAAACAGUCAAUGGACAGAUGGUAAAAUGUUAUACAUGAUGUUAUUUUUUUAUUUUAUUUUUUUUUUUUU
Messenger RNA from Macrobrachium nipponense, 2692 nucleotides. RefSeq names its product octopamine receptor beta-1R-like. NCBI's taxonomy places the organism in Eukaryota, Metazoa, Arthropoda, Malacostraca, Decapoda, Palaemonidae. The transcript has 7 exons. Gene Ontology annotation, molecular function: octopamine receptor activity. The record is from RefSeq and is a predicted model, not a curated record. Gene Ontology annotation, cellular component: plasma membrane. Gene Ontology annotation, biological process: adenylate cyclase-activating adrenergic receptor signaling pathway. The coding region runs from base 499 to 2457 and encodes 652 amino acids.